AGAGCCCGAAGCACAACAAACACGAGACGUACCGCUCCUCCAACUGGAACUCGCAUCCAACCAGCCGGGAGCGUCACCGUCACCGUCUCCGCUGGUUUUAGUUGAGCCGGAAAGUAUGAGCGCUGUUGCCGUUCCGUACGACCCCGGGUUCAGCAUGGGCACCAGACCGUCCUUCUCAUGGCAAGUAGUGCUUGAAUCUGGAAGCGGACUCAUGCCGCCAGACCUCAGCCAUUAUGGGUCGGAUGCCAGCCUCACACCCCCUAGCGGAUCACGAUCAGUCACAGCGAGUCCGCCAAGGAGCACGCUCACUCCGGAACAGCGGGAACUGAAACGGCAACGAGACCAAGCCCGGCACAGUUCCAAGCUGCAAGCCCGGGGCCGAAGGACGGACAGCGCCUCCUCAACAUACUCGCCACCCGUCACGUUAGCGGAUUUGACGACAAGCGCUCCCAGUAUGCCGGUCUACACAUCAGCGCCGACGCAGAUAUCCCUUCUAGCCGAACCCUCACCGCAAUACCUACCACCUUAUUCGCCUCCAUUGCCAGACCACAGUCAACAAAACAUGUUCACCAGCCCCUAUCCGCAACAGCCUUACAUGGCAGACUACGGCUACCCUCCAACAACCAACCCGAGUCUGCCAGCUCACUAUGGAAAUAGACCAGUUGUGGCAGACCCAAACCUGGGCAUGUAUCAGGUGCCGUCGGUCAUGGGAACGGGAGAGCCGCAGGACACAACCGGACAAGUGAGGGUAAUACACAGCCGGCCGAAACCACAGUGUUGGGAGCACGGAUGCAAUGGCCGCCAGUUUUCCACUUUCAGCAACCUGCUCCGCCACCAACGUGAGAAGUCUGGGCAAGCGGCAAAAGCGACUUGUCCCAACUGCGGAGCAGAGUUUACUAGGACGACUGCGAGAAACGGACACCUGUUGCACGAUAAAUGCAAGAAGAAGAACAGCAGUUAAACAGGAACUGCCACCAAAGGACGGACCGAUAUAUCAGUAUCAGGGUGAUGCAUUUUCGCGGCUAUCGACCUCUGGAGUUUACACGAGGCUAGGGUACUUGGCAUAUUUCAUGGCAUUUCUACGUUAUUUUGCCUCCACUGGCCGCCUUCUCAUUCGAGCAUUGUACAAAUCUUGUCAUGGGAGGAUAUUGAGACUGUUGGGCCUCGCGUCCCCGGGCCCGACCUGGAAGGGGUGAGACCUGGAUACCAUUAGAUAAAAGGAAGGUCAACAACGGGCU
Molecule: messenger RNA, 1238 nt
Organism: Canariomyces notabilis
Lineage: Eukaryota; Fungi; Ascomycota; Sordariomycetes; Sordariales; Chaetomiaceae
Exons: 4
Coding region: 116-961 (281 amino acids)
Source: RefSeq, a predicted model, not a curated record